This is a messenger RNA of Eruca vesicaria subsp. sativa (arugula), 1107 nucleotides long. The record is from the annotation of a GenBank genome assembly. Lineage: Eukaryota; Viridiplantae; Streptophyta; Magnoliopsida; Brassicales; Brassicaceae.
AUGAAGAGAUCUAUGUCUUAUUCCGAGUCAGACCAUGCUCACAAGAAACCUAAAACAGAGGACGAUGCUAGUGAUUCGUCUACCAUGACGAGCCCUUUCACAAGCAGAAUUCCAGAGAGCGAUUUGUGGACGGUGACUCGUUUUCUUGGAAAAGGCUCAUACGGAUCUGUUCACUUAGCCGAGAGAACGACCAAGGGAAAAGAAGCGUAUCUUCCUCAAGAGAUGGUAAUCAAAACCACCGAGCUCUCACAGUCUUCCCAACUCCAGAACGAGAAAAGAUUCUUAAAACUUCUCGAAACCAACCCGUACGUUGUCUCCUACCACGGCAAAAAGAUCACACACGACAAGAAGACCAAGAAAGCGUAUUACAACACGAUUCUCGAGUACUGUCCUAGCCAAUGCCUCGCUAAGCACAUCAAACGCCACAACGGAAUCGGAUUACCUGAAGAAGACGUGAAGAGAUUCGCUCUCGACAUCUUGAUCGGUCUCAGGUACACACAUGCAAAGAAGAUCAUCCACUGCGACAUAAAACCAAAGAACAUCUUACUAGCUGACGAGAGUACGGGCCUGAGAGGGCCCAAUGGGCUUUUCGCAAAGAUCUCUGGUUUUGGGAAAGCGAUGGAGAAAGGGUCGACUGAGUAUGGUGAUGGGUGGGGACAUAGGAGAGGCACGACAAGGUUUAUGUCCCCGGAGCUUAUAGUGGACAAGGUUUUGGACUAUGGUGUUGAUGUUUGGGCCUUUGGUUGCACGGUUCUUGAGAUGUUGACAGGAGAAAGGGUUUGGAGCGAGCAUGGAGAGCUUGUUUGGGAAGAUUGGAUAGAUCUCAUUGGUGUAAGCGAUCUCGUUCCGUAUAUGCCUGGUGCUUUGUCUGAAGAAGCUAAAGAUUUUGUGUCAAAGUGUUUGGAGAAAGAGCCCUCUGAAAGGUGGAGUGUUGACAGCUUAAUGAAGCAUCCGUUUCUUAGCUGGACUAAUCAAUACGCUGAAGAAGAGGAGGAGGAAGAGGAAGAAGAAAUAUUUGAUGAAGAAGAAGAAGAAGUAUAUGAAGAAGAAGCUAUUGAGAUAGAUGAAGAAUACCCUAAAGAGGACUGGGAAGAAGAAGAUCUAUAA